UUAGUGACUUUCUGCACAUCUCUUGACGACAUACACUUUCAGGCUCACGGAUGCUACUGCAGAUGACUUCCAUCAGGCAUGAAACCCGUGAUUUCGCCUUUAAUUGGGAAGGUCAGUGGAUCUGAGAGCUGGGAGGGAGCAAGGUGAUGUAGUCUCUCCCUCUCUGAUGCCAGAAUGAGAACUUACACCCGUGGGUCACCAACAGUGUUCUUUAUAGGUGCACUAGUGACCCUAGCUCUGGCUGAAGUGGACCCCAGCGGAGGCAUUCCAUUCCUCGGAGGGAACUACGAGGGAACUCACCCCAUGUUGUACUUCGGCCAGGCAGAGGUUGAGGAGCUGCAGCGGGUGGCAGUGGGGACACACAAGGCUUUGGCCCGACAGAUCCGCGAGGCCGGUGAGGCCAUACUGGAGCGGCCGGAGGAGUAUCUGCCCCCUUGGAACCCUGCUGAGUUUAGUGCCCGCUGGAACGAAGUCUAUGGGAACAACUUAGGCCUGCUCUCUAUGUUCUGCCUGCUGUACCCGCACCGCGCUGGUGCACUGGAAGUAGCCAAGGAAUACAUGGAGCGCAUGGCUGUGCAGCCCGACUGGAUGGUAAAAGACGCUCCGUGGGAUGAGGUUCCCAUAGCUCACUCUCUGGUUGGCUUUGCUACAGCCUAUGACUUCCUGUAUGAAUACCUCAGUAAAGUUCAGCAGGAGCGUUUCCUGCAGGUGAUUGGGAAUGCUUCACGCUACAUGUAUGAGAAGUCAUACCACCGCGGCUGGGGAUUCCAGUACCUCCACAACCACCAACCCACCAACUGUGUUGCUCUUCUGACUGGCAGCCUCGUGGUCAUGAACCAAGGAUACCUCCAGGAUGCGUACCUCUGGACAAAACAGGCUCUGGCCAUCAUGGAAAAGUCCAUGGUGCUUCUCCGAGAUGUGACUGAUGGGUCUCUGUAUGAGGGUGUUGCGUAUGGAACUUACACCACUCGUUCACUCUUUCAGUACAUGUAUCUGGUACAGAGGCACUUUGGUAUCGGCCACUUCAAUCAUCCCUGGCUCCACAAACACUUUGCAUUUCUCUACAGGACAGUGUUGCCUGGUUUUCAGAGAACUGUUGCGAUCGCAGAUUCCAACUAUAACUGGUUUUACGGGCCAGAGAGUCAGUUGGUCUUUCUGGAUCGAUAUGUCAUGCGAAAUGGCAGUGGGAAUUGGCUGGCUGAGAUAAUCAGACAGAAUCGAGUUCUGGAGGGCCCAGGACAGGCAGGCAGGGGGCAGCGCUGGUGCACACUGCACACAGAGUUCCUCUGGUAUGAUGCCAGUCUGCAACCCACUCCACCUCCUGAUUAUGGUACAUCACGCCUCCAUUAUUUCGAAGACUGGGGAGUGGUGACCUACGGAAGUGCUCUACCUGCUGGGAGAAACCGCACAUUUCUGUCCUUUAAGUCGGGGAAGCUUGGUGGACGUGCUAUAUUUGACAUCGUUCACAAAAACAAAUACAAAAACUGGAUAAAAGGGUGGCGGAACUUUAAUGCGGGCCAUGAGCACCCGGACCAGAACUCCUUUAUCUUCUCUCCGAAUGGAGUGCCGUUUAUCACAGAGGCAUUGUACGGUCCCAAAUACACCUUUCUCAACAAUGCCGUCAUGUUCGGGCCUGCUGUGACUGAGAGCUGCUUUGCACCAUGGGAAGGCCAAGUUACUGAGGCUUGUAACUCUAAAUGGCUUAAGUACAAGCACGGUCAAGCAGCAGACUGCCAAGGUCAGGUGGAAGCGGCUCUGGAGCAGCAGGGCAUGGUGUUUAUUCGUGGGGAGGGUCAAGGAGCUUACAACCCUGAGUUGAAGAUCAAGAGUUUUCAAAGGAACUUACUUCUGCUUCAUCCUCAGUUGCUACUGAUGGUAGACCACAUUCAGCUGCAUUUAGGCAGCCCAACACGAAGCAUGAGCGCCUUCUUCCACAACACAGACAUGCCGUUUCAGAUAACCGAAGUUGAUGGAGUUCAUGGUGCUCUGAUCAGACAUGGAAAUGAAACAUCCAAGAUGUUCUGGUUGGAUGAUACAGGCAGCAGUGAAAAGGCAAUAGUGGGAUACAGGAGCUAUCCCCGUGGGUACCCCUAUAAUGGGUCAAACUAUGUGAAUGUGACUUUGCCACUGAGGUACCCUACCAACAGAGUGGCCUACAUCUUCUUUGGAUGCGGAGUGGAUGUUAAGAGUUUCAGCGUGCAUGGAGACUCAGAAACACUGGACAUCUAUCUGGCAACCGGGGAUCACAUCUACACCAUCUAUCUGUACACAGAUGUGAUUCCCACCAAGCCUAUGGCCAUGGUGUUGAUGGACCAAAAGAAAGUAAUGUUUGAAAGGACAGCAGGGACAAAUGUGCAGCCCUUGGUGGAAGUAGAGGGAUAUGUUAAUGUUGUGGAGGACAAUCUGCAGCAGGUAAAACCAGUCUUCCAACAGCUGGAGAGGCAAAUCCUUUCACGGGUUCUUAACUCGGACAGUUUCCACAAAACUGCUGAGCGCCUCCUAAAGUCCUUGGACAAGAAGAAGACACCAGGGACUAUUGAGAAGAUGUUUUCCCUUUCUAAGAAGCAGGGGAAGGGAGGCAAGAAGGCAAGCUUUUCCGAUAGCCUCCCAGACAUCUUUGCUCAAUUAGAGGUGAGGGAGAAGAAGGAGAGGCAGAGGACGAUGAAACGUGUCUAUGAGGAGAUUCCAGAGGAGGCAGAUGGCAACUCAAGGGCAUUCAUCAAUUACAGUGAUUUCCAAAAGGACAGAAAAGUGGGAUUUGUAAAGGGGCGGAAAUUCAAAGAAGUACGAGUGGGAGCUACAGCAGAGAGUGACAGUAUGUUUAAUGCCGCCUCAUACAUUCGCCUUUUCCUGAUUUUAAAUAUAGCCACUUUCUUUGUGCUGCUGGCUGUACUAUUGGCGCGCUUCCAAAGGGCGCAGAGUUUGCAUACGCAGCGUUACUUCUACUGCAUCCUCCUCAUAGACAGCUUCAUUCUGCUCUGUCUGUAUUCCUCCUGUUCGCAGACAAAGUGCUGACAUCGUCGCUGUGAGACAUUGAGACCGACGCAAUAUACCAGCACUUCGACCAAGUGUUGAAGCCUGCGGCAGAAUAUCCCUGUUUGCAGCAGCAGUGCAUCCUAGUGAGGCAACAUCAGUGUUGGAAAAUGGUUCUUUCUCACAAGACAAGGGCACAUAAUUACUGUGAGACAGCUGGAAGUACUCCAUGCUACUUAUUCUGAGCCAGUGUUAGCAAACAGGUGUCUGGGAAAAGUCGACUACAAAUAGGGAUUAAUCAAUGUGGAAAAAAUAGCCAGCACACCUCAAAUCAAAAGCUAUUUUGGAGCUUAAAAAUUGUUUACAUUAACUUUGCCUUGAAGUAUAGCGCCCUGUACAUGACAUAAGGAGAAAAACAGAAUAAAGGGUUUUUAGUUAAAGUAGUAAUUUAUUUCCCUUGUUUUAGUUCAAUCAUAGCCACAGUUUAAUUGACAUGAGGGAACAAAUAUGGCAAAAAAAAGAGGUUGUGAGAACAAAUUCCAAAUUUGCAAAAUAAAAUUUUUUGGUCAACGUCAUUAGCAGGCCUCCGUAUUAAAGUGGCA
This is a messenger RNA of Carassius auratus (goldfish), 3575 nucleotides long. Its product is annotated as dermatan-sulfate epimerase-like. The coding region runs from base 175 to 3015 and encodes 946 amino acids. Gene Ontology annotation, molecular function: chondroitin-glucuronate 5-epimerase activity. The record is from RefSeq and is a predicted model, not a curated record. The transcript has 6 exons. NCBI's taxonomy places the organism in Eukaryota, Metazoa, Chordata, Actinopteri, Cypriniformes, Cyprinidae.